Anoplopoma fimbria (sablefish) is the source of this 1526-nucleotide messenger RNA. It is a transcript of the gene c8h19orf25, whose product is annotated as chromosome 8 C19orf25 homolog. The transcript has 3 exons. The record is from RefSeq and is a predicted model, not a curated record. Bases 162 to 485 code for a protein of 107 amino acids. Lineage: Eukaryota; Metazoa; Chordata; Actinopteri; Perciformes; Anoplopomatidae.
CAGCGUACUGCAUCCAGUUGUCUUGCUUGAAACAGUUCUCCUCCAGACAUUUGCUGUCGUUCCUGCAGCAUUAGCUGAUAAACCGAACCACAUCCCGGUGUUGGUGUCAGGGACAGUCCGACUAAAGACGACUAAACCCCGAAGGUUGAACUUGCAGUAAGAUGAAUCUUGGUUCUAAAAAUAAGAAGAGGGUGGUUCUGCCCAGUCGUCCCGAGCCCCCUACUGUGGACCAGAUCCUGGAGGACAUCAACAGAGCCGCUCCCAACGACCCGGUCUUCAGCAUCCUGGAGAAGACUGGACAAGAUUCGUACCGGCCCUCAGAAAGCGAUGUGGACUUGCGGUUCCAGCAGUGUCAAAAGUAUCUGGAGCUGAAUGAGCGGCUGCAGGAAGCGCGAGGUCGACUGUUACGGCAGAGGGAGGAGCUGCGGAUGGCCGGCGAGCAGCUGCAAAGCGACGUGGCAGAGGUCAAAGGUCAAACACUCUGACUCUAUGCUGCCUCCUGUGAGAGACUUUCCUCUUCUUCAGGGACUUUUUUUUUAUCGGACCAUUGUCAGGCGGUGAUUCAGCUGAAUCAUGUCAGAAGUGCCGUUGUGCCAGACACUGGUGGGGCCUCAGGAGCCCCAGUGUUGGCGACUCCUGACCUCUUACCUCUCACCUGAAAUAUUUUUGUGUGUGAGGUUUGCUGCCGAUGUUACAGGCAGAAAAUGGUAUUGCAUUGGCAAUAACUUACAUACAGCUGACAGUACACAGUAAAAUAAGGCCAUCUUGAUAUUAUUAUUAGUUGAUGUAGCAUUUUACUUCAAUUUAUCAUUUGAUAUACAACAUAUCCUCAUAAAUGACAAAUUACCAGGGUGUGAAGUGAUGUUAAAUUUGCAUAUUUUCCCUGGAUAUUUUUACCAGUCAGUAAAAACAAAUUAAUUUGUUUUGAAAUGAAAGAAAGCAAACUAAUUCUCAUGUUUAAGAAUUGAAGGAUGGGAUAAUUGUCCGUCGUCACAAUUGUAGCGUCAUGGAUUAAUCAGUCAUUUCUGCACUUGAUCUUUGUAAAAUGUUAAGAUGUGUUCAGGCUGAACUGGAAGUCAAUAUUCACAACGAUUUAUUCACAGAAGUUCCGUUUGUGUUAAUUUGCCUUUCUCUUGGUGUUCCUUCUUAUUUCGGUUGGUUCCUGAAGUUGAAGUCCGUAAAAUCCCAGAUAGCAGUGUUAUAGUUUGUCUUUGUCUCGUACCAUCUCCAGAAGACCUUAAUCGGCUGAAUUAUUUCUGGCUCUCAGAGAAGGAGCACUCUGUCUGGAUUGCUAUUUCAUGACUUGUCAAGACCACAACUGCAGGUAUAAAACUAAAUUGCUCCUGUGCAUUGUCUGAUUUGUUUAUUAACAUAAUUUGUGCGAUUGCUCAUAGAAAACAAAGGUAAAUUACCACAGAUAAAAUUCCCCUCUGUAAUGCCUUUUGAUUAUUUUAUCAAGACAUUUCUAUUUGUAGAUUUGUUCAAGCACACAUGAAUGUAAAUAUGGCAAUAAAAGAGGUGAAUGA